This is a messenger RNA of Salvia splendens (bonfire salvia), 1097 nucleotides long. RefSeq names its product probable WRKY transcription factor 65. Gene Ontology annotation, molecular function: transcription cis-regulatory region binding; DNA-binding transcription factor activity. Gene Ontology annotation, biological process: regulation of DNA-templated transcription. Bases 210 to 902 code for a protein of 230 amino acids. The transcript has 3 exons. Gene Ontology annotation, cellular component: nucleus. The record is from RefSeq and is a predicted model, not a curated record. Lineage: Eukaryota; Viridiplantae; Streptophyta; Magnoliopsida; Lamiales; Lamiaceae.
UAUAGGUGUUUAUUUAUUGAGUGAAGAAAGAUAGAAAGCAACUUGUGGGUUUUUAUCCUCUCUCUCCUCUCUCUCUCUUAUCUAGCUAGUGUGAGAUUCUUGAUUCAUUUCCCCGUGUCUUUUUAUUGCUUCUGUUUCUCCUUCUCCAUUUCCAAAACCAAAAUAUCUCUUUCUGUGAUCACCCUUCCAUCUCCCAUCUACACUGAAAAAUGAGAGAAGGGAACAUGCAAGAAAAUGAUGAUCAGAGUCUUUCAGCAGCAGAUCACACACAUGCAAGCAAGAAAAGGAAGAUGGGUGAAAGAGUUGUGGUUGCUGUAAAAAUAGAGGGAAAUAGUAAGAAACAGCAGAGAAAUGAAGGGCCUCCAUCUGAUUGUUGGUCUUGGAGAAAAUAUGGCCAAAAACCCAUUAAAGGAUCUCCUUAUCCAAGAGGGUACUACAGAUGCAGCACAUCAAAGGGCUGCUCAGCGAAGAAGCAAGUUGAGAGGUGCAAAACAGAUGCAUCGAUGCUGCUCAUCACUUACACCUCCACCCACAACCAUCCAGACCCUGCACCUUUCUCUCUCCCCACCAAUCACUCUCCAAUUCAACAACAAGAGCAGGAAUUAGAGACAAACCCAGACGAAAUCGAAGCCCCGCCGCCGAAUUCCGGAGAGCAUCUUCAAUUCCCCCAAUCCCCACCACCGAAUUCCGGAGGCGGAAAUCCCUUUGAGGAAAUUCUUCAAACACCCGGCGUGCGCUACGAGGAGGAGGAGGAGGAGGAGGAGGAUCUGGGUUGCGAGGUGCUGAAAUCGGAGGAGAAUGAUUUCUACGACGAGCUCGAGGAGCUGCCCACUUCCUCCUUCUUCACGGCUUUCAUGAAGAGCGGUUUCUGUGAGGAAAGGAUUGCUGUAAAUCUAUCUUGAAAAGUGGUGUGUGUAUGUGUGUGUGUUUUUAGGUGAAAAAUGUUUGCUUAGUAGUAGUAUGUGUAUGUUCAUAUGGAAAAAGGAAAAGUGUGUAGUUUGCGUUGGCUCCAUUUUCUGCCCCAGUUUUACACGUGCGAGCGGACUAUCUAUUUAAAUCAUCCUUAAUUUUAAUUAGAAUUAGUAUUGUUGUCGCAA